Molecule: messenger RNA, 2175 nt
Organism: Gekko japonicus
Lineage: Eukaryota; Metazoa; Chordata; Lepidosauria; Squamata; Gekkonidae
Gene: CUEDC1
Product: CUE domain containing 1
Exons: 10
Coding region: 1-762 (253 amino acids)
Source: RefSeq, a predicted model, not a curated record
AUGGACACGGCUCUGAUUUCAGCUGGAAUGACCAGGUGGAACUUGAACCUGGCAAGGACUGAUAUCCAGAAUUCCAGCGGCCCUCAAGCACAACAGCGGUACAGGAACUGGAACCCCCCGUUGCUAGGCAACCUUCCCGAUGACUUCCUCCGCAUCCUGCCCCAGCAAAUGGACAGUGUACAGAGUUCACAAAGUUGCCACCAGACUGCCCCGAGCCAGGAAAACCAGGGACCUCAAGGCUCCUUAGACCAAGAGAGGAAGUGGAAACAGUACCUGGAAGACGAGCGGAUCGCCCUCUUCCUGCAGAAUGAAGAAUUCAUGAAGGAGCUGCAGAGGAAUCGGGAUUUCCUCCUUGCCCUCGAGAGAGAUCGAUUGAAAUACGAGUCAAAGAAUUCCAAGAUGAGCAGUGUUGUCCUCAGUAAUGACGUCAGCUUCACCUCUACAGUAGCAGAUGACAUCACUCGCUCCUUCAGUGGCGUGCCCAGCGGUGCCAUCUCCGAAGAUGCCUUAUUCAGGGACAAGUUGAAACACAUGGGAAAGUCUACACGCAAGAAGCUCUUUGAACUUGCCAGGGCUUUCUCAGAGAAGACCAAGAUGAGGAAGUCAAAAAGAAAACAGUUGCUGAAACAUCAGGCGAUGGGGACGGCGGCCUCGACGGCGAAUCUCCUUGAUGACGUUGAAGGACAUUCCUGCGAUGAAGACAUCCAGGGAAGAAGACGACAGUUAGAUGUGGAAGCAGAGGCAUCCAGAGAAGCACAGUAAGGUCCUUAACUGGGCUUUGAUCAGCAAAUUGGAAAAGAAACAACAAGGUGAGCGUUGGAAGUAGGUCAAGAAGGAAGAUGCUUUUCUGGGCUGGUACUUCAUCCCUGCCCUGAAGUUAUAGGACGUCUUCCAAAGUACAAGCAUUACAGUGUCAGGCACAGUGCUUUCUUACGAACGGGUUACCCAACCCAUUCCUUAUCUGAGGAAUCCAGCCAAAAAGAGUGAUUAAAUUAACAGCUGAUCUGAAUUUUUCCAUGGAAAUCUUUGCUGCUGGAGAAUGGAUUUGGAGUUUGUGAAGUUGGACGGGUCAGACCUCCGUAUUUCUGUGUUGCACGAUGCUGUUGAGAUAUUAUGAUGAAAAAGCAUUAUACUGUUGGUGGUUUGGGGGCUAGCAUUUUUGAAAACAUAUCUCUUUUUGCAGACGCGUGGUGACUUUCAUCCUGGUAUAGCGUGGCCUCAGAAUUUUGCCAAAUUGUUUUGUUAUCAUUGUUGCUGCUAAUAGGAGUAAGCCCAAAUCAAGAUCUCGUUGUCAUAAUCAGAAUAAUGAAAAUGCAUUUCUCUUUGGAAAUGUGUUUCUGCUCAUCCCACACUUCAGCCAGAAAAAAUGCCACAACAGCUCAAUCUUUGGCUUCGGCCCUUGAGUUUAAAAGGCGAACUUUAAAGAAUUAUCCACAGUACUAAAAACGCAUUCUCCCCAUUGUACUCAGGUGACCCGUCUUCUAAUUUUGUAUUCCUACAUCACUAAAAACAUGAAAAAUAGAAUUUGUAUGAGGGGUUAUAAUUUGUCUUCUCUCCUUGUAAGCUACUUCAGUGUUGGGGGGGGGGGUUCCUUAUGGUUUUGUCACAAGAUGUUGAGGUAAAGGCGUUAGGUGGCAGUUGGGCGCAAAGAGCCCGCACAGUUGGCUUGGCCCGUGGAAGUUGCCAGAGUUUCAAGCACUACCUCAGAAACGUGGGAUGAAGCCACAUGUGAAGGAAUUUUUAGACUGAAGGCCUUGCAGAGGGACACGGGGUUGGUUCUUCAGCAUCUGGUUUGUUUUGGAGGGCAGGACACCUCUUGACUGUUAUGGCAUCCUGGUGGUGGCUAUUUUAUUUGCUGUGGUGAUCUACAUAAGGAACACUGAAUUAUGGGAGGGCCAACACCUGGGUGUAUGAGGAACGUUCCAUUUCAGUCCUUGGCGUCACCAGUUAAAUCUCAUGUAGGUGCUGGGAAAGUUUGUUGUCUGCCUGAGACCCUGAACAGCCACUUCCAGUCAGAUGUGAACUUCUCUGCUUAGUGGGGGGUGGGAAUUAGAGGGACUGUUGGUCCUGAAUCUGCUUCCCGUCAGCUUCAUUUGGUGUCCUCAAGUUCAGGUACUCCUGGGAGGGGGAGGAAAAGUUAAGAACAUAAGAGAAGCCAUGCUGGAUCCAGCCAAU